This is a messenger RNA of Rhinichthys klamathensis goyatoka, 951 nucleotides long. RefSeq lists its product as uncharacterized. The record is from RefSeq and is a predicted model, not a curated record. The transcript has 2 exons. NCBI's taxonomy places the organism in Eukaryota, Metazoa, Chordata, Actinopteri, Cypriniformes, Leuciscidae. Gene Ontology annotation, molecular function: protein dimerization activity. Bases 1 to 951 code for a protein of 316 amino acids.
AUGAUACAGACUUUCGGAACCUUGGAGAGUGACAAGGCGGUGAAAGGGGACACCCGUGCCAAAAUUGCAGGAUUGCUAACAAAGGCCACAAAUAUGCGCACAGUGUUUGGCUUGUUUGCCCGCGUAACCCUAUUUACCCCAUGUGAAGCAGUGGCACGAUCACUUCUAGGAACCAAAGUCACAGCUCUAGGAUCCAUGGAAGCUGGCAAACUCCUUUGCAAACAACUGGGCACACUGCGACAGGAUGAAACCAUCACUGACCUUGUGGCCAAGACCAAGCAAUAUGCAGAGCGUUACGGCCUGAAGCCGCCACAUCCAGUGCGCAGCAGCAAGACACCUGCACGCUUUCGCUAUACACAAGUGGAGGACGCCAAUGACCAAGAGUGCAGCGAAGUGGAGGUGUAUCCGAACGUGUGGAAAAGGGAGAUGUUUGAGGCGCUGGACCUGGUGCGCUCAGAAGUGGAGAGGCGUUUUGACCAGGUCGGAAUCCAAGUUGCUGCAGGGCGAGAGCAGGCGAUCAUUGAGGCAGCUCAAGGAAAAAAAGUGAAAGUGACUUCCCUGAAACUCACCGGUUUUACAAGAGAGCGACUAAGUCAUGAGUUGGACAUACUGUGGGAUAUCUGUACAGGGCGUGAAGUUAACACAAUUCGGGAUGUUGUGUCCAUUCUCCAAACCAUGCAACCACAAACCCGUUCCAUGCUGUCAGAGGUGGAAAAGCUCAUCAAACUAUGCCUGUGCCUGCCCAGAUCUGUCGCUGCAUCAGAGCGCUUCUUCUCGGCUUUGCGCAGGUUGAAAACCUGGCUGCGUAACACCAUGUCACAGGAGAGACUAACGCACUUGGCCAUCAUGAAUGCCCACAGUGAUCUCCUGAAUGAAAUCGAUGUCUCGACUCUGAUAAAAUUUUUUAUAAGUCGAACAACUGAAAGAAGAUCCACCUUUGGAAAUGCAUGA